Mus pahari (shrew mouse) is the source of this 1660-nucleotide messenger RNA. RefSeq names its product serpin B4-like. Gene Ontology annotation, biological process: negative regulation of endopeptidase activity. Gene Ontology annotation, molecular function: serine-type endopeptidase inhibitor activity. Lineage: Eukaryota; Metazoa; Chordata; Mammalia; Rodentia; Muridae. The transcript has 8 exons. The coding region runs from base 71 to 1234 and encodes 387 amino acids. The record is from RefSeq and is a predicted model, not a curated record.
ACAGGCUCCUAUCCUUCCUGCCCACUUCUGCCUUCAGAAUCAUAAGACUUCAAGUUCCCACUAAGCCACCAUGCAUUUGUUUGCUGAAGCCACUACNAAAUUCACACUUGAGCUGUAUAGGCAGCUCAGAGAAUCAGACAACAACAUUUUCUAUUCCCCGAUCAGCAUGAUGACAGCAUUGGCAAUGCUCCAGCUUGGAGCCAAAGGAAACACUGAACAACAAAUUGAGAAGGUUCUUCAAUUCAAUGAAACCACCAAGAAGACAACAGAAAAAUCUGCACACUGCCAUGAUGAAGGAAAUGUCCAUGAACAAUUUCAAAAGCUUAUGACUCAGUUGAACAAAUCCAGUGAUGCUUAUGACCUAAAGGCUGCCAACAGUAUCUAUGGAGCAAAGGAUUUCCCAUUUCUCCAGACAUUUUUGGAAGACAUUAAGGAAUAUUAUCAAGCUAACGUGGAAUCACUCGAUUUUGAACAUGCAGCAGAAGAGAGCGAAAAGAAGAUUAAUUCCUGGGUGGAAAGCCAAACAAAUGGAAAAAUCAAAGACUUAUUUCCUAGUGGGAGCCUGAGCAGUAGCACUAUACUGGUUCUUGUCAAUGCAGUGUAUUUCAAAGGACAAUGGAAUCACAAAUUUGAUAAAAAGCAUACCACAGAAGAAAAGUUUUGGCUGAACAAGAACACAAGUAAACCUGUCCAGAUGAUGAAACAAAACAUAGAAUUUAACUUCAUGUUUCUGGAGGAUGUGAAGGCCAAGAUUGUGGAAAUACCAUAUAAAGGAAAAGAGCUAAGUAUGUUUGUCCUGCUGCCAGUGGAAAUCGAUGGCCUGAAGAAGAUUGAAGAACAACUCACUGCUGACAAGUUACUAGAGUGGACAAGAGCAGAAAACAUGUAUAUGACCGAGUUGCAUUUAUGUUUGCCACGGUUCAAAGUGGAAGAGAAGUAUGACCUCCCAGUUCCAUUGGAACACAUGGGGAUGGUCGACGCCUUUGAUCCACAGAAGGCUGACUUCUCUGGCAUGAGCAGCACUCAGGGUCUCGUGGUAUCUAGAGUUUUACACAAGUCCUUUGUGGAGGUAAAUGAAGAAGGAACAGAAGCUGCUGCUGCCACGGGGGUGGAAAUCGGUUUAACAUCAGCACCGAUACAAGAAGAUUUCUGUUGUGAUCAUCCGUUCCUAUUCUUCAUCAAGCACAGCAAGACCAACAGCAUCCUCUUCUUUGGCAGAAUGUCUUCCCCUUAAGUGAGGUGUCUCUGCCAUGCUUCCAAAAAAGGAUAACUAAGUCCCCGCAGCUAAACGAAACCUGGAAACAGCAGUUUCUCUUCCUUCAUUCUUUUUCUCAUAUUCAAGUCCCUAAUGCCAGGAUACCUCUAUUAUCUAUAUUUUUCUUCAUUUCCUUCUUUUUUUUCUAUAUAUCCAUACAUUCUCCAGGGGGAAAUGUUCAACAAAAAGAUGAAGGGAUAUUUUAAUAUAGUUUCUUCUAAUCUAGCAUGUAUCUGUGCUCUGUGUUAAGUGAGCUAGAGAAAAUCUGACCUUCCUUUUAAACUGAUCAGUAUAAGCAUCUACAUUGUGUUAUGAGAUAUCUGGACACUUCAUAAGCUUAUAAAUGUUGUGAUUUUACAAAAAAAAACAAAAUAUUUUCAAUAAAAUAAUGAUCUUUUCAACUUA